This is a messenger RNA of Magallana angulata, 925 nucleotides long. RefSeq names its product prostaglandin D2 receptor-like. Gene Ontology annotation, molecular function: G protein-coupled receptor activity. The record is from RefSeq and is a predicted model, not a curated record. The coding region runs from base 58 to 912 and encodes 284 amino acids. Gene Ontology annotation, biological process: positive regulation of cytosolic calcium ion concentration; adenylate cyclase-activating G protein-coupled receptor signaling pathway; inflammatory response. The transcript has 5 exons. Lineage: Eukaryota; Metazoa; Mollusca; Bivalvia; Ostreida; Ostreidae. Gene Ontology annotation, cellular component: plasma membrane.
AUCAACACUUGGACCGGUGUGUCGAGUAUUGUAGCGGUCAUAUGGCUGGGUAGAUCAAUGUUCAAACAGAAAAAAUUUUCUCAACCAAAAUUUCUUUCAUUGGCGGUUUGCUUUUGUGACUUGGUGUAUACAGCAAGCAGUAAUUCCCAAACAGUUGCGGCGGUGUGGCUUGGAUACUGUGUUAUGGGAGGCUUCAAAGGAUGCGUCAUGCGUGGUUUUGCCAGAAAUUCCACUAUGGUGGCUUCUCAUUUGAUGGUGGUUCUCUUGGCAACAGAAAGAUUUAUCGCCUUGCGGUUUCCAUUUCGUUACCAACAACUUAUGUCGCCAAAGAGGGUAAUAAUUGUGGCAGUCUCUCUCUAUCUCUACGCGAUCUUUCUUGCGACCUUGCCAUUCAUGGGAGUGAACAAGUAUGGAUACCAACUAUGGUGCGACUUCUACUGGAGUGAUACUUCUCCUGCGGGCAGAUUCUUUGUCGUGAUUUUCCUGUUACAGGGAUUCGGUUGCAUGCUUUUCACUGUCUUCUGUAAUGUUAGUGUGAUCUUUGAGCUACUUGCCAUGAAGCGAAGAGUGGGCACGGGAUCGAAUAGCGCCUCUUUCAAGGAAAGACUCGAUCACUUCAAGUUUAUGACCAUCAUGACAAUCGUGUCAUUCGCUUAUAUUGGAUGUUCAGCGCCAUAUUUGAUCAGAUUAGCGUGUAAUCAGUUUGGCUACGACCUGUCCCUGGCUAAGGACUUUGACGCUGUUCGGGUAUACCUUGUCAACAACAUGACCAAUUCUUAUUUUGUUUUAUUCUUCCAAGCUUUGUUUCAUCCUAAAGUAGUAGAAAAAUUUCGCGCUUGCUGUGGACGAAUGUCAGAGACGAACACAAGUAUCAGAGGACCCGAGAAAACGGAAUCAGUUCUACCAGUCUGAUGGUCCCUACUGG